Molecule: messenger RNA, 1169 nt
Organism: Anastrepha ludens (Mexican fruit fly)
Lineage: Eukaryota; Metazoa; Arthropoda; Insecta; Diptera; Tephritidae
Gene: euc
Exons: 3
Coding region: 92-430 (112 amino acids)
Cellular component (GO): cytosol
Source: RefSeq, a predicted model, not a curated record
UCUUAGUGGCAUCGAAAUAUAGCUUAGCCCGCUUCAGUCGCUCAGGGUGAACCCAUUUGUGAGCACGUCAGUUUUUGAUUGCGGCCGGAUCAUGAAGAGUGAGCAAAUUAUCGAAAAGAUACGAAACAAAUUGAAGGAUUCUAAUCCUGAUCGGCGCACCGUUUUAAGCGUAUUUCAAUUCAAUAUUACCGAUGCAAAUGGGAAGUUGAUCAAAAGUGUAGUGUUUGAUUUUAAAGACUUGAACAUCUACGAUGGUACAACGGACUCAGCGGAUGCCGAGAUUACCAUAACGGAUGAUGAUUUCUACAUGGUGGGCACCAAGGAAAUAACUUUCGAUUCAUUACUAGCUGAGAAUAAAGCGCUAGUAAAGGGAGAUACAACGGCAAUAGACAAGAUUCUUGCGAAGUUUCGUUCGGCAGAAGAAAAGUGACUUUUGGAAACACUCGCCCAAAUAAUUUCAAUUUCGAUGGUAGCCUAUUAAUUCUUUAACCUUUGGGGAGAGUUUUCACUUCAACGGCAAAUAGCAUUUAUGUAUGUAUAUACUCACAAGCACAAGUGUUACUGCGCUUACAGUGGGACGAACAUGAUCAUUUACGUAAUUUUUGGCUUCAGCGAAUUUUUUGUUGCAACGAAGAAAAAUAUAUAUUUCCUUCAAGGAGUUAUGAUAUAAAAAAUUAAAAUGUUAUGCAAUUCUAUAAAAUAUGAGUUACUUAUUAUCUAUACUAUAAAGGUGAAUGUCUGUACGUUGUCCGCGCAUCACUACGAAACGACAACACCAAAAGACGUAAAAAUUUGUAUACAUUCAUUUUUUACCCAAUUAAGGUUAUAGGCAUGUUUUUAUGAUGGACCUACUUCCCACAGCCCCCAGGCCGCGCCACCACUCUCAUUCGUCACUAAUAAUCGAAUAUUUGCUUAAAUUUAAUCUAAAAAAUCUUAGUUUUUCCUAUUUUCCACUAUUUAUAGCACACUCUAGACUUCAUAAUCCGCAUAAGCUGUUUAACUAUGGCCCAAAUGCAAAGUUCAAAAACGGUUUGAGAUAGAAAAUUAAUAAAAAUAAUUUUGCUUGAUAUUUUUCUGAUUGGUUGUUUUGAUUUUAUUCAACGAGGCAUAGCAACGGAUGCCGGGUAUGUAAUAUUAUGGUUAUAAAUAAAAAAUUAUUUUCUAUGAAA